AUAGCUCUUGUUUGUAAAUUUCAAGCAAUGUGAAAGAUGUGUCAACAUUUACACCGAUUUUCCAGAUAGUUCUAUGUAACAUGUCGGAUUACACUGCGCACUUUAUCGAUUAGUUUAUGGCAUUGUCAAACCACUUCAAACAGCGUUUAGCUGUAUGCCUCGAUUUGUGUUUUGUUAUCGGACCAAAGUGUGUUAUCAGUUGUCAAGUUAGCGAUUUGCUUUACUGCUAACGCAUAGCUAACUUACUACAGUUACUGCCAGGUGUUUUCACAGCGGUGUUUCUGGCUUCUACCGGAGAACAGUACUGUUUUGCUGAGAAGAUCUUACAGAAAAAAGCUCUCAAGGAAGAUCCAGAAAGCCAGUACAAAAGAUUCUGAGGUGAAAAGGAUUGUUGAAACGUCUUCACAUUAUGGCCCUGUCUGGAGUGAGAGUCAUCGAGCUGGCAGGCCUGGCUCCAGCCCCGUUUUGUGGCAUGAUCCUGGCAGACUUUGGAGCCAAGGUGAUUCGUGUGGACCGGACAAAGGCAUCAAUGGAUUUGGACAAGCAAGCGCGGGGAAAACUGUCUGUAGCCAUCAACCUGAAAACCCCAAAGGGCGUAGACUUGCUCAGGAAGUUGUGCGUCCAUUCAGAUGUGGUCAUCGAACCUUAUCGUAAAGGUGUGAUGGAGAAGCUAGGUUUGGGUCCACAGGAGAUGCUGAAAGAAAAUCCCCGUCUCAUCUACGCUCGCUUGACCGGUUAUGGACAGACGGGGCUUUAUGCGAAUGCAGCGGGGCAUGACAUCAACUACUUGGCAAUGUCAGGCCUUUUGUCGCGUCUGGGCCGCAGUGGAGAGAAGCCUUACGCUCCAUUGAAUCUGCUGGCAGACUUUGCAGGCGGUGGACUCACCUGUGCCCUGGGGAUUGUCCUGGCUCUGCUGGAGAGGACGAGGUCUGGGAGAGGACAGAUUAUUGACUCUAGUAUGGUGGAAGGCGCAGCAUAUGUUGGUUCAUUUAUAUGGAAAUCUGGUAGCAUUGGUCUGUGGAGUCGUUCGAGGGGUGAGAACAUGCUUGACAGUGGAGCACCUUUCUAUGACACUUACCAGACCUCGGAUGGUAAAUACGUGGCCUUGGGAGCCAUAGAGCCGCAGUUCUACCAACAGUUACUCAAAGGUUUAGAGUUGGAUGACAAAAAGCUUCCUCCUCAGAUGAGCUUCAAUGAUUGGCCUGAAGUGAGACGGAUAUUCACUGAGCGUUUCGCUUCAAAGACCCAAGCGGAGUGGUUGAGGAUCUUUGAUGGCACCGAUGCCUGCGUAACACCGGUGUUGUCUUUCGAGGAAGUGAGCUCACACCCGCAUAACCAAGAAAGAGGUUCUUUUGUGAAGGACUCCUGUGGUGAAGAAAGCCCCCGCCCAGCUCCGGUUCUCUCUCGAACCCCUGCCGAGCCUAACCUCACCUCUGAGCCUGUCAUUGGACAGCACACGGUCAGGGUCUUAGAAGAGUACGGCUUUGCACCAGGAGACAUAAGCAGCAUGUUAGAAGCAGGGGUGAUUGAGUGUAGCGCUAGUAAAGCAAAGUUGUAGCAGAAAAUCAACCCGAUCAUUUUAUUUUAACAUCACAUCUAUUCUCUGAAUGUGUAAGAGACAAAACAAUAAAUAUGUCCAGCCCUAAA
This is a messenger RNA of Cynoglossus semilaevis (tongue sole), 1647 nucleotides long. It is a transcript of the gene amacr, whose product is annotated as alpha-methylacyl-CoA racemase. The transcript is spliced from 7 exons. Gene Ontology annotation, molecular function: alpha-methylacyl-CoA racemase activity. Gene Ontology annotation, cellular component: mitochondrion. Bases 410 to 1558 code for a protein of 382 amino acids. Gene Ontology annotation, biological process: bile acid metabolic process. NCBI's taxonomy places the organism in Eukaryota, Metazoa, Chordata, Actinopteri, Pleuronectiformes, Cynoglossidae. The record is from RefSeq and is a predicted model, not a curated record.